Messenger RNA from Dreissena polymorpha, 1760 nucleotides. Its product is annotated as mannose-P-dolichol utilization defect 1 protein-like. The record is from RefSeq and is a predicted model, not a curated record. The transcript is spliced from 5 exons. Gene Ontology annotation, biological process: oligosaccharide biosynthetic process. The coding region runs from base 55 to 774 and encodes 239 amino acids. NCBI's taxonomy places the organism in Eukaryota, Metazoa, Mollusca, Bivalvia, Myida, Dreissenidae.
GUUUUGACUAGCUACCCAUUGAGCUUCUCUUAUUUGCGAACUAUUGACGAUAGAAUGAACGAAACAAUUGGCCUAUUUCCGAUGUUGGUUCAAAUGGUAGUACCAGAGCCUUGCUUUACAAGAAUUUUCACAGAGUUUAACUUGUUUAAUGUUGAAUGUCUGAAAAUUGUGAUAAGCAAAUGUCUUGGAUAUGCCAUCAUUCUUGGGUCCUUCGUUGUGAAGGUACCUCAGAUAGGCAAGAUUUUACAGGCCAAGAGUGGAGAAGGGAUCAGUUUAGCCUCUGUGUUAUGUGAGCUGGUGGCCAUCUCAGCCAACGCUGUCUAUGGUUUCUCACAUGGAUUCCCAUUCAGUGCCUAUGGGGAGGGAGUGUUCCUGGCCAUUCAGACAGCUCUGGUCAUGUUCCUGGUGUUAAUGUAUGGAGGGAGACAGCUGGGCUCAUUCCUUUUCCUGGCCGUCUAUGUGGCCAUUAUGGCUGUUUUGUUGUCCCCGGCUACACCCAAGGGGCUCAUUGCUGCAAUGCAGGGAGUUAACAUCAUCAUCGUCAUGGCCAGCAAACUAAUCCAGGCAUAUGCCAACUUCACCAACGGAGGUACGGGCCAGCUGUCAGCCAUAACGGUUUUGAUGCUAUGGGGCGGUUCACUGGCCCGUAUUUUCACCAGUAUACAGGAGACCGGGGAUGCCAUGACAGUGGUCACAUAUGUGGCAGCUUUCAUCUGCAAUUGCGUCCUUGUGGCACAGAUUGUCUAUUACUACAGGAAGGCUAAAGCCGAUUAAUUCAGCGUUUUACUGUAGGAUUAACAAAUUUGCCAGACCAUAUUGUGAUGUAGGGAACAUCUGUUGCUUUGCACAGGUCUUUAAUGUAUAUUGCCCUGUUGUUACAUAUAGGUGAAUUUAUGUUUGUUCAGAAUAGGUAUUGGUAAUUUAAAAUGAUGCUUAAUGAGUGUAUGAAAGAUAAUGCAUACUGUUUUUAUUGCUUAUCCAAUGUUCAAAGCUUCCAUCUACUGAAAAUAAUUGAAUGCACGCUCAUUAUGGUCAGAGUCCAUUAGAAACAAUUUUGCCAAGUUUAAUUUUUGGAAGUGUUUUGUUAAAUUAUACAUUAAAAGUGUAAGCUGUUAAGUGUUUUUGUUAGAUUGUUGUUAAGUGUUUUUGUUAGAUUGUUAAUCUGUUAUUAGAAACUUUUACCACAUUUGUUAAAUCCCAUGGAAUAUUUGUUAUUACCGGUAUUUGUUAUGUUGGAAGAUGUACAUGCAUUGAAUGAAGCCAUUUUAUUGAUGGUCUUGCUUAACUUUUAUGGGCAUGGCAUUUGCACAAUAGAUAAAAUAUAAUUUUAAUAAUUGGCAUUAUAUUUAACAAGGAAAAAUUGAAACAAGUACCUUUUUUUUAAAUUAAGAAUGUUUGUAAUAAGUGAGUCACGCAUUGUCACAUACUAGUCACACACUUAGAAUACCACAGGGCUUAUCCACUGAAGAUUUCACAUUCCAUUCUUAUUGUUUUACUCCAAUAUUACACAUGAUACUAGCUAUUAGUAAUUACUGCACAACUUAUUGUAAUGCAACCCCUUAUUUAUCUCAUGCAAUACUAUCCGGAAUUUUAAUUUAUAGUCAACACAUAGGAAUCUUGUGAAAUGUAUAAAAAUAUAUGUGAUAUUUUAAGUGCACAUUAUUGGCAAAUCAGUUUUAAAAAAAAGUUAGUUUGUGAAAUGUUAUUUGUUUAGAAAUAUAAAUGAUGCAAUUAAAAUAAAAAUGUUAUAAGAGCAAAAA